Temnothorax curvispinosus is the source of this 2536-nucleotide messenger RNA. It is a transcript of the gene Ssrp, whose product is annotated as FACT complex subunit Ssrp1. NCBI's taxonomy places the organism in Eukaryota, Metazoa, Arthropoda, Insecta, Hymenoptera, Formicidae. The record is from RefSeq and is a predicted model, not a curated record. Gene Ontology annotation, molecular function: DNA binding; nucleosome binding; histone binding. Gene Ontology annotation, cellular component: FACT complex; nucleus. The transcript has 4 exons. Bases 176 to 2380 code for a protein of 734 amino acids.
UUAGCGCGUUGCCGCGUUUUGUGUUGUAACCUCGUCGAUCUCGUCAGUAGAAAACAACACAUGUCCGAUUCGUUAUUGCGCAUCUGCCGUUCGGAGAGAGUGGUUUGCACGAUUUUCCGGGACCAUCGUUCGUCGUUAGAUUAAAUCGAAUAAGGCUCUCGGACAAUUCCUCAGGAUGGAUUUCCUAGAAUAUCCGGACAUCUUCGCCGAGGUUAAGGGCGCUAUGACGCCGGGCAGGCUGAAGUUAACCGAUCAGCACUUGAUCUUCAAGAAUCAAAAGACGGGAAAGGUUGAACAGAUCUCCGCCUCCGAUAUGGAGAUGGUGAACUACCAGAAGUUCAUUGGGACCUGGGGCUUGCGUAUCUUUCUGAAAAAUGGCACUCUGCAUCGCUUCAAAGGCUUCAAGGAGGCCGAUCAGGAGAAGAUCGCCAAGUUCUUCUCCGUCAAUUACAAGAAGGACAUGUUGGAGAAGGAGCUGAGUUUGAAGGGCUGGAACUGGGGCACCGCAAAGUUCAACGGAUCUGUCUUGAGCUUCGACGUCGGUCAUCACACCGCUUUCGAAAUACCCUUGUACGACGUGUCGCAGUGUAACACGGGAAAGAACGAGGUGACAUUAGAGUUCCAUCAGAACGACGACGCUCCGGUCAGUCUGAUGGAGAUGAGGUUUCACAUUCCCGUUAGCGACAGCGCCGAUCAAGAUCCCGUCGAGGCGUUCCAUCAACAGGUGAUGGAUAAGGCAUCCGUGAUCAGUGUGAGCGGCGACGCGAUUGCUAUAUUCAGGGAGAUUCAUUGUCUAACGCCGCGUGGUCGUUACGACAUCAAGAUAUUCCAGUCCUUCUUUCAACUGCACGGCAAAACCUUCGACUACAAAAUACCCAUGUCCACUGUAUUGAGACUCUUUUUACUUCCGCACAAGGAUAAUCGGCAAAUGUUUUUUGUCGUGAGCUUAGAUCCGCCUAUUAAACAAGGCCAAACGCGCUAUCACUAUUUAGUACUCCUCUUCAAUCAGGAAGAGGAAACUUCAAUUGAAUUACCGUUUACUGAAAAGGAAUUGAAGGAAAAGUAUGAAGAUAAGCUGACUAAAGAAUUAUCGGGACCCACGUACGAAGUGCUCGGCAAGGUGAUGAAGGUGAUCAUUAAUCGAAAGUUGACUGGCCCUGGGCAUUUCACUGGUCACACUGGGACACCCGCCAUUAGUUGCUCUUUUAAAGCUGCGGCAGGAUAUCUAUAUCCGCUCGAGCGAGGUUUUAUUUAUGUGCACAAACCUCCGAUACAUAUCCGUUUCGAAGAGAUAGCCUCAGUAAACUUUGCGCGUGGUGGCGGAUCGACUAGAUCUUUUGACUUUGAAAUCGAGCUUACGAGCGGAGUGGUGCACACAUUUAGCAGCAUUGAGAAGGAAGAAUAUGGUAAACUGUUCGACUUUAUCACAGCAAAGAAAUUGCGUGUCAAAAAUCGCGGCAAGAGCGACAAACUCAAUUACGACGAGGACUUCGGCGACAGCGAUCAGGAGGACGAACCGGACGCUUACUUGGCGCGAGUCAAGGCGGAGGCACAGGAACGCGACGGCGAGGAGAAUCAAGAUUCUGAGGAAGGCUCGACCGAUGAGGACUUUAAUCCGAAUCAAGAUGAAAGCGAUGUCGCCGAGGAAUAUGACAGUAAUCCUAAUAGCUCUGAGAGCGAGGAUUCAGACGCAUCUGCAGCCAGUCACAAAAAGGAGAAGAAAGAGAAGAAGGAGAAGAAAUCCAAGUCAGCAAAAACGGUGUCGGAGAAGCCGCGAAAGCAGAGGAAGCCGAAGAAGGAGAGGGACGCGAACAAACCGAAGAGGCCUCCGACGGCGUUCAUGCUGUGGCUGAACAGCGCACGCGACGGUAUCAAGGCGGACAAUCCGGGAAUAGGCGUGACGGAAAUUGCGAAAAAGGGAGGCGAGAUGUGGCGAGAGCUUAAGGACAAAUCUGAAUGGGAGGCAAAGGCGGCCAAGGCUAAGAAGGAAUAUGCGGUAUCGAUGAAAGAAUACGAAGAGAGCGGGGGCGGUAAAACUAAAGAUAAAGAUAAAGAAAAGAAGACAGAGAAGAAGAAGAAGGAGAUUAAGAAAGAGUCGCCUAGCAAGCUAAUGAGUGGUACCUCUUUCAAGAGCAAAGAGUAUAUUAGCGACGACGAUAGUAGUAGCGAUGAGAGCAAGAAGUCCGAAAAGAAGCGUUCCGACAACGAAAGCGAAGACGAGAAGGAUAAGAAGAAAAAACCUGAGAAGAGGUCGGCGGAGAAUCCUGGAAAGAAAACGGCGAAAAAGAGAAAACACGAUCAGUCGGAUGAAAGCGAUGCGGAAGAACCCAUAGAGAGUACUCCAUCCUCGUCUGACGCGGAAUCCAAAAACAGUGAUUAAUAAAUACUACAGGAAUUCAAAAGGUCUCUUCUUCGUCAAUUUAUAUAACGAAAAUAAAUUGCAUUUUUAUAUUUAAAACGGACUAAUAUUAGAAAGUUAUAAGAUCUGAAUGCUGUGAAAACAAAUAACAACUUAUUGCCGUCGUUGAAUAUUUUU